Molecule: messenger RNA, 478 nt
Organism: Rhododendron vialii
Lineage: Eukaryota; Viridiplantae; Streptophyta; Magnoliopsida; Ericales; Ericaceae
Exons: 1
Coding region: 146-478 (110 amino acids)
Source: RefSeq, a predicted model, not a curated record
GUGAGAACGUUCAACUGAAGGAGGAGGAAUAAUCCAGUGUAGCUAGAACAUAGCUCCAACAGGCCUAAGUAAACUUUAGGUUCCUGAAGUUUGAAAUAUUACAUUUCAAUCCUCGCCGGACAUAUUUCCAUCAUUUUCAGGUUCAAUGGCUAACGGAACAUCCCAAGCCGUCAUUCCAAAGCUCACCAAGGACAAUUAUGAUAAUUGGUCCAUCCAAAUGAGAGCACUGCUAGGUGCUCAAGAUGUUAUGGAGGUGGUAGAAGAAGGUUAUGAUGAACCUGCCUCAAAAGAAGCUGAAACAGCUUUAAAGGAGGAACAGAAGACUACGCUCCGUGCUGAGCGAAAGAAGGAUUGCAAAGCUAGGUUCAUCAUCUACCGAGGACUUGGUGAAGCCACGUUCGAGAUCAUCGCUUCCGCAAAACUUCCAAAGAAAUUUGGGAGAUGCUACAGAAAACCUACAGAGGUGCUGACAAAGUAA